AUGGCGACGAAAUUCUGCGUUAUCAAUGCAGAAAAAUCUACCGGUCAACCUGAGCAUUCGCCUCCGCGAAAACUGCCGCGACCCCACCACCGUCUUCGUUCUGCCUACAUUAUGGGGCUCUUUGAUGGAGAAACUCAAGACAUGUCGGUCAACUUUGCCGCUAGAUGUGCAUCCUCUACAGGCGAGAUGUCCCUCUCUGUCUCGGAGGGUCAUUACAACUGGCAUGGGGCUUUACAGGACGAACAACGCUCCCGCGCUCCAGUUAGUCUCACCAUCUACCCCUUACUCACCGAGGCAUCCACUUCCAGCUUUGAGGCUUCGAGUUCUCUCAUCAUUGGCCAUCACAUGGAGGAGGACUUCCAAUCCCAUCUCCCCACUUCCCUUGGAAGCACUACCCAAAUGGAAUGGUCGAGCAGAGGCGCUGACCCUCCACUGGAUCGUCCAUCCUUCCUUCCCAUGGAAAGUCCUGUCUCCCUUCAGCGUGAACAUGACACCGUCUCUCCAUCCCCUGCUGCCUUACCUUGCAAUGCCAUUCACGUCUGCUCACUCCCCAGUUUGGACUCUCCCCUUCAUCCUUUGAAAAUGCCCUCAGUUACACUUCGCCCCGAUUCUCAACUCAUCUUUGCUCCCUGCCGACCUGGGCUAUUUACUUCCGCAACGCUCCAGAUUGAGCUGGCGGCGUCGGAUGGUUCCCAGAGCGAAGAAGGCAGCGGUAGUCUCACAUCCAGCACCGCAUCUCGUAGGCGACUCUCAUUGUUAUGGCGCCUUUAUUGGCGUGCGACGCCUGUAUGCGUGGAAGGAGUGGAAAACGUCUUCUCCUACCUUGUACCGCCACGUCCUCUUCUCAUUGAGCCUGGCGAGACACAUCACCUACCCUUCAGUUUCCGUCCGCCCCGAAACACCCCCCCCGAAACUCGAUUCUCUCAGCGUUGGCUUUUUUCCUUCCAUCUCUCACGCGACAUCACUGGCCCUCUCGUGCUCGAUUCCACCUUCAAUGAACCCACUCAAGAAUCUGAAGUCCUCUUUGUCGGCGACACACUCAGUGUGCGCACUUCGUCUGAAAUUCGUGUUUUCCUCUUCCAGGAACCUCAUCAGUCGUCUGUGCCAGGACCUAGAACCGUUAUUGUCAAACAGCUUUUGAAGUUUAGAGGCGUUCCAGUCGUAUUUCGACGUCAAGACCAGAAUUGCCAGUUCGAUUUGAUUAACACCUCUUUCGACGAGCGGCUGACAGUGACUGUGGGACAAAUAAACUCUACGGCCUUCGAAUUGAUCAAACCUACAUCUACGAGGUUUUCCAUAGAGUAA
This is a messenger RNA of Hydatigera taeniaeformis, 1305 nucleotides long. NCBI's taxonomy places the organism in Eukaryota, Metazoa, Platyhelminthes, Cestoda, Cyclophyllidea, Taeniidae. The record is from the annotation of a GenBank genome assembly.